GUAAUAAACACUGUCACAGACUCCAUUGAUUCCUCACCUUCUUCAUGAACUCCAACAAACCCUUCAUCUCCUCUGUUCAACAAAAUCCCAACUAAAACUCUCAGUUCAGUUUAUUUUUCGUCACAAUGGACAAUUACAACUAUAACUUGUUUGUACCUGUGGCCAAAAGAACCAGGCUUCAAACAGCUCAAGGGUUUUCUGGUUCUGCACACAAUCGAUCUCGAAAGCGAAACCGAGAACCCGGGUUUAGUACAGGGUGUGGUGUUGAUGAUCAUGAAGUUAUUGAUGUUGAUGAUGAUGAUGAUGAUGAUGAUGAUGAUGAUGAUUGCAGUGCUUCUGAACCAACUGUUCAACAUGAAUCAGAUGAUAAGAUCAAAUGUUACGGUUCAGCAAGUCCGUUUAAAGCCGGGACACAUACUUACGAUCGUUACUCAGAUGUAUCGGAUGAAGAAGGGUUUUCCGGUCCUGCACGCAAUCAAUCUCGAACGCGUGAUCAUGAAGUUAUUGAUGUUGAUGAUGAUUGCAGAUCUUUUGAAUCAAAUAUUCAACAUGAACCAGAUGAUACAAAUCAUACGAUCAAAUGUUACGGUUCAGCAAGUCCUUUUAAAACCGGGACAGAUACUUACGUUCAUUACAAAGAUGACUCGGAUGAAGAAGAGACUGAUGACACAUCUGAGGAUCUUAAAGCAUCUGGUAAUCUUAACAACACGGAUUCAGACCCGUUUUGGUCUACUGAAGACGAGUCAUCUAGUUCUAGUGAAUUCAAGAAGCCAAACUUUAAAAGAUUUUUAUCACAAUUGAACAAGAGGCCAUACGGCACCAGAACCAACCCAUUAUCCUUUUUAGAUAGCUCAGAUUCAGAUGAACAUGAAGGUGAUGGAUAUGUGAAUCUUGAAGAACAUGAAGUAUCCUGCAAAUAUGAUCAUAGAAGUCAAAAGGAUACGAAAGCGAGCUCGUUUCAGUUUACUGAAGAUGUGCCAAUUGAUUCUAGUGAAAGUGAGAGUGAUGACUUGGAUGAUACUGACCUUUUAUCGGUAAACAAGAGGCCGCAUCGGCGCACACAAAACGAUAAGGAAAAAGCUUGGUCUGGAUCAGCGUCCCGAAAAGCGAAGAGCCCUUCUGUACACAAAACAAAUACGAAAAGUACGUGUCAAAUACCAAGGGAUGAAUCGAGUGAUACAGAAGUAAAUGAAAAACAAAAUACAAUAGACAAAUUAAUCAGUCGUUACCUGAAAGAUGAUAAAGCAAAAUCGGUCAAAAAUGGAAAAUUUAAGAAGGCUGGUCGAAGAGAUGUCGCUGCAUGUAUAAAUGCUAUUUUGGAGUCCGUUAUUAAUAAUGAAGAAGAGCAUAUAACACAGGAAGAUGAGUGUCUUCCUUCACAUUUCAAAUUUGAAGACACUGAGGACGAGUCGAGUCAAAAAAGUAUCGAAUCAAACGGGGAAGAAUUAUUUGAAGAGAUGGAGUUUGCACUCAAAUGUGAUGAAGUUGGUUCCUAUAGAAUUCCCCAGGUCGAGAAUCGAGAGGAAGUCGAUUAUUAUGAUGACAAUGACCUUUGCGAGAACGGAGAACACGGUGAUACUUACUUUGAAGAACAAACAGGCUUGAGAUGUCUUUUAUGUGGAGAUGUCCUUGUUGAGAGCAGAUAUGUUAUACCGAAGCUAGCAAGCUAUGCACCUGAUAGGUCUAAUAGAAGGCCGCAUUUUGAUGAACAACAGUUUUUUAGUCAUGAAAACCCAUAUUACAUGGAUUUAGAUUCGAAUCCUUAUGACACUUGCAAGCAGACCAAAGGAACGGUCUGGGAACUCAUCCCAACGCAUAUUCAGGCACGCAUGUAUUCCCAUCAACAAGAAGGAUUUGAGUUUUUGUGGAAUAAUUUGGCGGGAACUAUUGAGCUCUCAAGAUUACAAAAACUUUGUUCACGUGGUAGUGGCGGUGUUGGCGGUGGGGGCUGCAUCAUCUCACAUGCCCCUGGCACGGGUAAAACUUUCUUGACAAUUGUGUUUAUGGAGUCAUUUCUCAAGAAAUUUCCCAAAUGUUGUCCAGUCAUAAUUGCUCCGGCUAGCAUGCUUCUAACAUGGGAAGACGAAUUCAAAAAAUGGCGAGUCGGGAUUUCCUUCAUUAACUUGCACAACACUGAGCAUUUGAGAAGAGAAAUGAGUUUUGGUAGUUCCACACAUAAUAAAGAUUUGAUACGUGCUAUGAAGAUAAGUUCUUGGACUAACGGUGGAAGUGUUCUUGGAGUAAGCUACAAUUUGUAUGAAAAACUAGCUGGGGAUUCGUACUCGUAUAAGAACAUAGAUCAUGAAAAAAUAAGGACGUGUUUGCUGGAUAUGCCAGGACUAGUAGUUCUUGAUGAAGGACACACGCCCCGUUGCGAACACAGUAAAAUCUGGAACACGCUUUUGAAGUUAAAGACCAGAAACCGAGUGAUCUUAUCUGGAACCCCAUUUCAAAACAAUUUCAGGGAAUUGUUUAACAUGCUGAAAAUAGUAAGGCCAGCAACCGCAAAUAGCAUUGUGAAGGAAAAGUUUUUUGCAGAUAUGAUUCAGCGUAGGAACAUGAGGAAAUUUAGAGGUAGAUCGAGGGCCGAAGAUAUUGAGAAGCUCAAGGAGAUCAUUCUGCCUUUUGUUCAUGUUCAUAAAGGACAUAUCUUGGAAAGCAGGCUUCCUGGUUUGAGACAAAGUGUCAUUUUUCUAAACCCUUCACCAUUUCAAAAAGGUUUUAUUGAAAAUCUGGGAACUUUAGGAAGCACUUUUGAGUAUGAACAUAAAGUUACUUUGGUGGCGGUUCAUCCGUCAUUAAUCCUUCACUGCUCGUUAUCUGAAAAAGAAGAAAACUCGAUAAACAAACAAGAACUUGAAGAUGUGAGACUGCAGCCUGAAGUUGGUGUGAAAACAAGGUUUGUCAUGGAGCUGAUUCGCCUUAGUCUUCCUUUGAAUGAAAAGGUUUUGAUCUUUAGUCAGUUUAUCCAUCCACAACUUUUGUUACAAGAUCAAAUCGCCCAUGCUUUUGGUUGGAGCGUUGAGAAGGAGAUCACACUCAUACAAGGAAAGAUACAACAGACGCGCAGGCAAAAUAUAAUAAACGCUUUUAACGAUCCCAAGAGUGAACUGAAAGUGUUGUUGGCAUCUAUAAGAUGUUGUUCUGAAGGGAUUCAUCUUUAUGGUGCUUCUCGGGUGGUUCUUUUGGAUGUCGUUUGGAACCCGUCUGUAGAAAUACAAGCUAUUAGCAGGGCUUAUAGGCUUGGUCAGAAGAAAGUGGUGUACACGUACCACUUGAUGGCGGCUGGCACCACCGAGGAGGAGAAGUAUGAUAGACAAGUAGAGAAAUGGCGGUUAGCAGAGAUGGUUUUUUCUUCGGCUUCCAUGGCUGGCGGGGAGCCGAAGAACAAGGUGAAAGUGGAUGAUAAGAUCUUGCAAGAAAUGGUGGAUAACCAAGAACUGAAAGAUAUCUUCAAGAAGAUCAGGUAUCCUGAAAAUCAAACUAGAAUUUGAUUAGAAGUAUUAGUGUUUAAGGUGCCCUUUUUGAGUUCUAGCUUGAAGCAAGAACAUAAACUUUAUUUUUUGUGUUUGUUUGAAAGAUGUUGACUCAAGAUUCAGUUCUUGAGUAGUUCUAAGAUCUUUAAACAAAUGGUGGGCUAUUAACAACUGAAAGAUAUGUGUAGACUGAUCAGGUACCUUAAAACUAUUAAUAUUUUGGAGUCUCAUUUUGUGUUCUUGUAUGAAGAACAUCA
Molecule: messenger RNA, 3733 nt
Organism: Helianthus annuus (common sunflower)
Lineage: Eukaryota; Viridiplantae; Streptophyta; Magnoliopsida; Asterales; Asteraceae
Product: SNF2 domain-containing protein CLASSY 3
Exons: 10
Coding region: 126-3494 (1122 amino acids)
Biological process (GO): gene silencing by siRNA-directed DNA methylation
Molecular function (GO): ATP-dependent chromatin remodeler activity; ATP binding
Source: RefSeq, a predicted model, not a curated record